Molecule: messenger RNA, 1506 nt
Organism: Penicillium verrucosum
Lineage: Eukaryota; Fungi; Ascomycota; Eurotiomycetes; Eurotiales; Aspergillaceae
Product: MFS general substrate transporter
Exons: 9
Coding region: 1-1506 (501 amino acids)
Biological process (GO): basic amino acid transport; transmembrane transport
Cellular component (GO): fungal-type vacuole membrane
Molecular function (GO): basic amino acid transmembrane transporter activity
Source: RefSeq, a predicted model, not a curated record
AUGCCCAAUGAGCAGUCCCCUUUACUGAAAGACGCAGAAUCACAGAGACUCCGACAUCUCGGCGUUGCAAAACUUCUAGCUGGUCUCUUUGGUAUUGGUUCCUUCGUACCUUGCUUGAUGUUGAGACGCCGCGUUUUCCUCGCCAAUGCAGACAAAUCUAUUCUGUUAACGACUCAAAACAAGAUUGCGUCUUCCCUACAGGCUUCUUCUGGGGCGCCACUGUUGUUGGUAUCAUACAAUCUCGGUUUUUGCGUUGCACUACCAGUGAACGCACCCCUGGCGUUCAAAUGCCACUGCAUCAUCCUCAUUCUCACAUCGAAUUCCAGCGGCUCUGUCGACUCAUUAUGGCCAUUUGCCUUUGGUCGAUUUUUGGCAGGUGUGGGGGGUUCCGGAAUGACAGAUCUGCUCUCCGUACUUAUUAAUGAGGUUUUCGAUUCCACGGAAAUCGCGUACGUACGAAGCUAUGUCACUGCUGCCGAGAUCUUUGGCCAGGGAUGUGGAGGACCACUUGGAGGCCUUGUUACUGACAAGAUUGGCUGGAGAUGGGCCUUACUCGGUCAAGCGCCUGUCGGUAUCCUCUGUUUGAUCUUAGCAUAUUGGCAACUCCCACAAGUUCCCACGAAGAAUGACACGGAGAAUAGGCUGAGUUUAUGGAGCUUCGAUUAUUUGGGACUUGGAGCCUUCGCCAUUUCAGCUACUUUAUUCGUUCUCGGAGCAACCGACGGAAGUUCCGCCAUAGGUGGUAACAAGGUUGCUAUAUUUACCACCUCGGCUGUCUUUCUAGUACUCCUGGUGUUCAUUGAAAAAAUGGUGUCUAGGCCCAUCAUUCCUCUCUCUAUGAUCACAGCACCGGGUUUAAGAAACAUUUUCCUUGGACAGUUCAUGUUCUUUGCGAAUGUCAGCACAAUAGACCACCUCACUAGCUCACAGAUUGCACUCCGACUCUGGCCAUCCUGCCUUGGGUUGAUUCUUGGCGCCAUGGUAACGGGAAAGGUCUUGAGAAAGACCGUCAAAUAUCGCAAAGUAUCCCUCGUCGGGGUGGCAAUCUGUGUUGCAUCUUUGAUUGUUAUGACUACAAGAUGGAAAGAUGGCAUAAUUGGAGUUGAGGUGCAUUAUGGUUUCCCUUGGUCAGUAGGGAGUGGAGUCUUCCUCUCAGCCCAGUUCAUUGCGUUGAGCGUGCGGUGCCCAGGGCAAAUGGCCAACGCCACGGCGAUUUAUUGCCUAAUACAGCAAAUUGGUCAGAUAGUGGGUACCAGUGGUAGCACCGCAGCUCUACGGGGUCUUUUUGGCCUUCGGCUUGGUGUCAAUUUGGACGACAUACUCCCACGCGAGAAGGCAAAGAUAAUCCGUGGAAUCCUACACAACUAUGAGUCUAUUGCAACUUUGCCUGAAAACCUGCAAAAAGCUGUCCAAUCAAGCUACAUCGAGGCCUUCAGGCUAGUCCCAGCCGUAGCACUCGCUAUGAUUCUAUCUACUAUCAGCGGGGUCCUCAUUAUCUUCACAUAA